UGCGCAGUUGUCGGUGGAUCCACAGCGACGCCAGCUUCAGCCGGGGGACAUUGAAUGACUUUGUGUCCGUGUGCGGUGGGCUAAAGAAACUUGCCUCUUCGUGACAGGUGGUGAUUCGUAUCGGAGCUGAUGGAGCCCCUCAUACCUGUCAUCAACAAGCUGCAGGAUGUGUUCAACACGGUCGGCGCGGAUAUUAUCCAACUGCCGCAGAUAGUUGUUGUGGGAACUCAGAGCAGUGGGAAGAGCUCGGUUCUAGAGAGCCUGGUUGGUCGGGACCUCCUGCCACGCGGCACUGGCAUCGUCACACGCCGGCCCCUCAUCCUACAGCUAGUGCACAUCGAUCCAGAUGACCGCAGGAAAAGCAAUGAAGAGAAUGAAUCCAAGAAAAAUGGACGCCUUUACAGAGGCAUCGAUGGAGAGGAAUGGGGCAAAUUCCUACACACAAAAAACAAGAUCUACAUAAAUUUUGAGGACAUCAGGCAAGAAAUUGAAACAGAAACUGAAAGAAUUUCUGGCACUAACAAGGGUAUUAGUGAUGAACCAAUUCACCUGAAAAUCUUCUCACCACAUGUCGUGAACCUCACUUUGGUGGAUCUUCCUGGCAUUACAAAGCUGCCUGUGGGAGACCAGCCCAAAGACAUCGAGCUCCAGAUCAGAGAACUGAUCGUCAAAUACAUCUCCAACCCCAACUCCAUCAUCCUGGCUGUGACUGCUGCCAACACAGACAUGGCGACCUCAGAGGCCCUCAAGGUGGCCCGCGAGGUCGACCCUGAUGGUAGGAGGACGUUAGCUGUAGUGACCAAGUUGGAUCUGAUGGACGCCGGUACAGAUGCCAUGGACAUAUUGAUGGGCAGAGUCAUUCCUGUCAAACUGGGCAUCGUCGGAGUGGUCAACAGGAGUCAGCUAGAUAUUAAUCAAAAGAAGCCCGUGGCAGAUGCCAUCCGUGAUGAAUACGUCUUCUUACAAAAGAAGUACCCCUCCCUCACAAACAGAAAUGGAACUAAAUAUCUUGCCAGAACGUUGAACAGGUUACUGAUGCACCACAUCAGAGACUGUCUUCCUGAGCUGAAGACGAGGAUCAAUGUGCUGGCAGCCCAGUACCAGUCUUUACUCAACAGCUAUGGGGAACCUGUCGAUGACCAGAGCUCCAUGCUGCUGCAGCUCAUCACCAAGUUUGCUGCAGAGUACUGCCACACCAUCGAGGGCACGGCCAAGUACAUCGAGACAGCAGAACUAUGCGGUGGAGCAAGAAUCUGUUAUAUAUUUCAUGAGACGUUCGGUCGCACAUUGGAGUCUGUAGACCCUCUGGGCGGCCUGACAACCAUCGAUGUGCUCACAGCUAUCAGAAAUGCGACGGGCCCGAGGCCUGCUUUAUUCGUGCCUGAGGUUUCAUUUGAGCUGCUGGUGAAGCGGCAGGUCAAGCGUCUGGAGGAGCCCAGUCUUCGCUGUGUGGAGCUGGUUCACGAGGAGAUGCAAAGGAUCAUCCAACACUGCAGCAACUACAGCACACAGGAGUUGCUGAGGUUCCCGAAGCUCCACGAUGCCAUAGUGGAAGUGGUCACCUCAUUACUUAGAAAGAGACUCCCGGUCACCAAUGAGAUGGUUCAUAACCUUGUUGCCAUUGAACUGGCCUAUAUCAACACAAAACACCCCGACUUUGCUGAUGCCUGCGGUCUCAUGAACAACAACAUAGAGGAGCAGAGACGCAACAGAAUGCGAGACCUGCCCUCUGCUGUCCCCAGAGACAAGGCAGCAGCCAGCGGCUCUCAGAGUGGUAGUGUUGGCGACCAGACAGACAGUGGGAUGGGGAACUGGAGGGGCAUGUUGAAGAGGGGAGAGGAGGGUGCGGCUGGCGACAGGUCCAUGGCCCUAAAUCCACUUUGUGCAAGCCCACAGAAGGGCCACGCUAUCAACCUCCUAGAUGUGCCUGUUCCGGUGUCCAGGAAGCUGUCGUCCCGAGAGCAGAGGGACUGUGAGGUUAUCGAGAGACUCAUCAAGUCGUACUUCCUUAUCGUACGGAAGAACAUCCAGGACAGUGUACCGAAGGCAGUGAUGCACUUCCUGGUGAACCAUGUGAAGGACUGCCUGCAGAGUGAGCUGGUGGGUCAGUUAUACAAGGCGGCCCUGCUGGAAGACCUGCUGACAGAGUCCGAGGACAUGGCACAGAGACGCAACGAGGCUGCUGACAUGCUCAAGGCUCUGCAGAAAGCCAGCCAGGUCAUCGCAGAGAUCAGAGAAACCCACAUGUGGUGAGGAUGACGGGCUCUCUUCAGCAGCAGACUCUCUUCAUCCAACAUGGACCCUCAUCUCCCCUCCCCCCCCCAGCAGCCGCUGAGUCUCCCAACACUUCAGGCUGCAGAGACAAACAACCUGAAAAUGCACUGGUGUGGAUAUGUGUAUAUCGAAACAUAGUUUUAAUGUACAGGAAGGACUUGGAUGUAAUGAAGGGGCAGCACUUCUCAACAUCCGCAUCACAUGCUUCUGUCCUAGAGUUUUAUAUAAUUUUUUUUCUUAUGUAAUUAAAACAAUGAAAUAUAUAGAUAGUGUUAUGCAUCACCACUAUGUGAAGCCUUGCUGAGGAUUGACUCUGAACGUAGAUUUGAAUUAAAGCUAUCAAUGACGAAA
Messenger RNA from Scophthalmus maximus (turbot), 2625 nucleotides. RefSeq names its product dynamin 1-like (gene dnm1l). The transcript is spliced from 19 exons. Gene Ontology annotation, molecular function: microtubule binding; GTP binding; GTPase activity. Bases 130 to 2253 code for a protein of 707 amino acids. Gene Ontology annotation, cellular component: mitochondrion; membrane; cytoplasm. The record is from RefSeq and is a predicted model, not a curated record. Lineage: Eukaryota; Metazoa; Chordata; Actinopteri; Pleuronectiformes; Scophthalmidae. Gene Ontology annotation, biological process: mitochondrial fragmentation involved in apoptotic process; mitochondrial fission.